GAAUAAUAACCCGCGGAUUCUUUGCUUUUCAUUUUUUUAGUUAGUGCAAAUUAAUUUGAUUAAUUGCGCAUGUAAUUGCGCAUGUAUUGCGGGUAAUUUUAAGUGCACUCUCUCGACUUGUACCUGCCUUGCAGCAGACCACUAAAGGGAAUAGAAGCUUGUGUGGAGUCGCCAAGUGAUGAAACACAGUGAUAGGGGCACGCUUGCCUUCUAAACCGCUGCUCGCAGAGCUUCCUAUCGCACUGCAUUUCGCUUGCUGGAGUUUGAAAGACUAAAACCCACCAACUGGUUAGCAAAAGAGACGGAUAGAAAGUUUGAAAAAAAAUGACUGACUACAAUGAUGGUGCAAUUAUCUACAUGUAACGUUAAUUUGUAAGUUUAGUUUGGAAGAAAUCGGCGGUUGAUAUUGCAGGGAUGUCUUUCUGAAACGUACCGAAAGCCGCAUUAGUAGCAUCAGAGGAGACCCAGUGGAAGAUAUUGGAACUUGGUACAUUAUCUUUGAUAAUGCCGUCUAAUAAGGCGACACCCGACUAUGUGGCUCUUUUAAUCGGCUUCGUCGUAAUCACUAAACAUGUCGUCGCUCAGAAUGACACUGAGCCCAUUGUCCUGGAGGGCAAAUGUCUCGUGGUUUGUGACUCUAAUCCGGCUACGGAUUGGAAAGGCUCCUCUUCACCGCUCGGCAUCUCGGUGCGCGCAGCGAACUCCAAGGUGGCUUUCUCCGCCGUCAGGAGCAACAACCACGAGCCGUCGGAAAUGAGUAAUAAAACCCGAAUCAUAUACUUCGACCAAGUUCUUGUCAACAUAGGAAACUAUUUCACAUUGGAAUCUGUAUUUCUGUCACCUCGGAAAGGCAUCUACAGUUUUAACUUUCACGUUAUUAAAGUGUAUCAGAGCCAAACCAUACAGGUGAACCUGAUGCUGAAUGGGAAGCCUGUUAUCUCGGCCUUCGCAGGCGACAAGGACGUGACCCGCGAGGCUGCCACCAACAGCGUCCUCCUCUACCUAGACAAAGAGGACAAGAUCUACCUGAAGCUGGAAAAGGGGAACCUGGUGGGUGGGUGGCAGUACUCCACCUUCUCUGGCUUCCUCGUGUUCCCUCUCUGAAGAGGGGACAUAGCUGCCAUGGCGAGGCCUCCACCUUCGCCCCUGGCCAACAACCUUUGUCAUUGUGUAACCUAUCAGUCAGCAUUAACUGGAAGCACCUUAACGGAGGUGCCCUUCCAGACGCUCAUUAACUGUCACCUGACGGAGGGAGAAAUUGUGCUUUGGCCACUUGGCGUCCAGAAAGUGUGUGUCCACUUUUUUUCCUGAUGCAAAACCACGUCUUGAGAUCUGCUGCAGUUCAUUGUUGCCUUUAUAUAUUUCCCAAAUUCAGCAGAAACCUUUUUGGUGUCUUUACUGUCAGAGAUGUGGAUUUGUUUGUUUAUUUAUUUCUCUAUUUAACCAUGCCUGGUUUGUGGCUGGGGCUGAUUUGAUCAGUUGGACUUUGAUUCCUGUGAAUAUGUGUCGUUAGUGGUUGGUCAUGUAUCAUAUGUUUUAUUUGACAGCCAAGUAUGAUUUCCUUUGGGGAAUUACAGGGAGAAAGUGUCUCAGCAUAGGGUUUGCACAGCAAAAGUAAAAAUUAUA
Electrophorus electricus (electric eel) is the source of this 1626-nucleotide messenger RNA. RefSeq names its product cerebellin 4 precursor (gene cbln4). Gene Ontology annotation, molecular function: protein binding. Gene Ontology annotation, cellular component: synapse. Lineage: Eukaryota; Metazoa; Chordata; Actinopteri; Gymnotiformes; Gymnotidae. The record is from RefSeq and is a predicted model, not a curated record.